CUUAUCGACAUUGCAACGCAACACGCUUUAGUUCAAUUUAAUUAAUUCAAUUCACGUUUUAAAAUGGCUGUGCUACCACCUGAUCCCGUAUUCAGUUUACGUUGCCCGGACAUGGGCGCCGUGAACUCCGUAUGUUUUCAUGAGAGCGAGCGCCUGCUGGCGGGCACCCUCAAAGGUAGAGUAUUUCUCUGGGAUCUACAGACAAACCGUUCGUCGCUGCACUUUGAGGUGGGCAACGCGCCAAUUACGAAUCUACAUCACACCAAAGAGCACUUGAUCACGCAGGAGAAAGGUGGCACCAUAACCAUGUACUCCAUUAGCAGCAACAGCUACGUAAAGGAGCGCAGCAUACCGGGCAAUCAUUUGGGCUAUUGUCGCACAGCGCUGCACAUAAAUCCCAACAAUACAAACGAGCAGUUGCUCUUCUAUCCGUGCGAGGAGACGGCAAUUGGUGUGCUACAUGUUACGGAUCCGGCGGCGCCUACACAGAUGCUAAUACCGGAUGAUCCACAAUUGGCCAAGCUGGGCAGCGUCACCUGUUUCAAGCCCUUCGAGUGCGCCUCACAGCUUUUUCUGCUCGCCGGUUACGAGUCUGGGCAUUUCCUCACCUGGGAUCUGAGCAGCGGUGUUAUGAUUGAUGUCAUGGAACUGGCGCCGGAAGCCUUGACAGUUGAUUAUGAUCCCACCACGAACCGCGGCAUAGUGGGCGGCGCUUCCGACAAACUGACUACCUUCAGCUAUCAACGACAAUCCAUGCAGCUGCAGCGCGGCUCCGAGCUGUGCAUCAAGAAUCCGGGCAUCAACUGUGUGCGCAUACGCUCCGAUCAGAAGGUCUUUGCCAGCGCUGGCUGGGAUGGUCGCAUACGCAUCUUUUCGUGGAAGAGCCUGCGACCACUGGCCGUGCUGACGCAGCACAAACAAGGCGGCGUCAUGGAUCUCGCCUACUCCCCACAACCUGUGUCCUUGUGGCGCGCCCCUAUCAUGGCCGCUGCUGGCAUGGAUGCACAGAUCUCGCUCUGGGACUUAUACAACUAAACCCUUGACACAAUUGUGUAUUAGUUUUUAAGUGUUACAGUUUGAAUCACACUCUACCCUCUUUUUUUCUGCCAAGCAGCUGCACUGGCAGCGACUGACAAUUCAUGUGCAACUUUCUGCAUAAGCGACCCGUAAAUUGAUUCAUAUUUAAACAGUCCCGUAUUACACAUGUAAUCCUCUAAACUUUAUAGUCAAUUUUAAGUUUUAUAUUGUGACCAAAACCUAUUUAAAAUCUGCCUCAAACAAUUUUGGUAUUUUUUAAGUGCUUAAAGAUUCCUAAAGACUGAAGCGCCUCAGUCGUGAUGUUUUGUCCAGAUUCAUUUGAGAUUUAUACUUAAUAUAUUAAAAAAAAAAAUUAUAAAAUAUGUGCA
Molecule: messenger RNA, 1406 nt
Organism: Drosophila montana
Lineage: Eukaryota; Metazoa; Arthropoda; Insecta; Diptera; Drosophilidae
Product: guanine nucleotide-binding protein subunit beta-like protein 1
Exons: 3
Coding region: 64-1035 (323 amino acids)
Molecular function (GO): protein binding
Source: RefSeq, a predicted model, not a curated record